Melitaea cinxia (Glanville fritillary) is the source of this 2602-nucleotide messenger RNA. RefSeq names its product lissencephaly-1 homolog. The coding region runs from base 292 to 1527 and encodes 411 amino acids. The transcript has 10 exons. Gene Ontology annotation, molecular function: protein binding. The record is from RefSeq and is a predicted model, not a curated record. NCBI's taxonomy places the organism in Eukaryota, Metazoa, Arthropoda, Insecta, Lepidoptera, Nymphalidae.
AACCAUCAAUUCGAAAGAAGGAGAAAAGGAAAAAUCGAAACUCGCCAUUGUAGUAGUGUACAGAAGUGAGUGAAUUUGAGCCAUUGCAACGAAACGGUUUUCUGCCUCGGGUCUUGGGUGUACUGUGUUUAUUGAGUGUGUGCUAUAUUUCAAAAAGAAAGUGCGUUUUUGAGUGAUUCUAGGUUUUAUGUGAUAAUGGCAACGGCGUAUCCGCCGUCGCCCGCGUGAAUUAGUGAGACUCAAGUGCAGUGAACCUCCAGGGCUCGCCGCCUCAAGAAUAAGCCGACCACGAUGAAAAUGGUGUUGUCACAACGGCAACGAGAGGAGCUAAACAAAGCGAUCGCCGACUACCUGGGCAGCAAUGGCUACAACGACGCGCUGGAAGCGUUUAAGAAGGAGGCGGAAAUGACCGGCGAAAUGGAUCGCAAGUUUGGUGGCCUACUCGAGAAGAAGUGGACUUCGGUUAUCAGGCUCCAGAAAAAGGUGAUGGAACUGGAAUCCAAGCUCUCUGAGGCACAGAAGGAAUAUAUAGAGGGCGCGCCAACGAGAGCCAAGCGCACGCCUACUGAGUGGAUUCCACGUCCACCUGAGAAGUUCUGCCUUACCGGCCACCGGGCCACCAUUACAAAGGUAAUAUUUCAUCCAGUGUUCAGUUUGUUGGUGUCUUCGAGCGAGGACGCUACAAUCAAAGUGUGGGAUUUUGAGAAUGGCGACUACGAACGAUCCCUGAAGGGCCACACCGACUCCGUUCAGGACAUUGCUUUCGAUCAUCAUGGCAAGCUACUUGUAUCCUGCAGUGCGGAUAUGUCGAUCAAACUGUGGGAUUUCAACCAGACAUUCGAGUGUAUUAAAACUAUGCACGGUCAUGAUCACAAUGUGUCGUCGGUUGCGUUCUCUCCCAGUGGUGAUAUUGUGUAUUCAGCCAGUCGGGACAAGACGAUCAAAGCUUGGGAAGUUGCUACCGGCUACUGCGUGAAGACGUACAAGGGGCACCGCGAGUGGGUGCGCAUGGUGCGCGUGUCGGCGGACGGCGCGCUGCUCGCGUCCUGCUCCAACGACCAGACCGUGCGCAUCUGGAACGCGGACACCAACGAGUGCAAGAUGGAGCUGCGCGAGCACGAGCACGUGGUGGAGUGCGUGUCGUGGGCGCCCGAGGCGGCGGCGGGCGCGGUCAACGAGGCGGCCGGCGGCGACAACCGCCGCGCCUCCCACCCGGGGCCCUUCCUCGCGAGCGGCUCGCGCGACAAGUCCGUCAAGAUCUGGGACGUGAGCACGGGCCAGUGCCUGGCCACGCUGGUGGGGCACGACAACUGGGUGCGCGGCGCGGCGUGGCACCCCGGCGGCCGCUACCUGCUCACCGCCUCCGACGACAAGACGCUGCGCGUGUGGGACGUGGCGCACACGCGCUGCCUCAAGACGCUCUACGCGCACCAGCACUUCGCCACCAGCCUCGAUUUCCACAGGAGCUUGCCAUACGUGAUAUCAGGCAGCGUCGAUCAGACCGUCAAAGUUUGGGAGUGUCGCUAAGAGCAUUGCCAUUUUAGUAACUUAAACUCACCGAUGAUAUUUUUAUCAUUAUUUUUCACAUUUAAUAAAACUUCAAUGAGAGCAUUAAGUUUCGAUUUUAAUGGUAAAAUCAUUCAAAGAAACGAAUAAAUAGUUUUGAUAAUUUAUUGAUAUUGUUUCUUCCUUCAGUUCAUUGCGAUCUACAGUGGUGUAUCAGACAAUGCUAUGUCGAAAGUUGUAUUCUCUACCGCGCUUAUUCGCCCUGUCGAAUGAUUAGAGCGACACAUUCCAUUAAAACUUAACGGCUCAUAGAAGAUAAUUGUUGUAUGUGAAUAGUUAAUUUUGUUGUGUCUGGUUUUAGUAAAUUGUCAGAAAAAUCAAUGAUGUAGCAUUCGUCAUAUGCCCGAUUGAACGAUGAAGCGAGGAGUAAAAGCUGUGUUAUAAUUUAACUUUUCAUUAUUCUAUUUUAUUUUAUAGUUAUUGUUUAUUCGUAAGAACGUUUAGAUAUAAUUUUAUUUGGUAUGAAUAGUUAAAUGUUUCCUUAUUUGUCCACUCUAUAAAACUUGUACCUUAAUUUUUUUACUUAUAAAUUUAGUUUUAUUAAAUUUAAUAUUUAUGGUUAUUCAUGACAAUCGACCUGGAUUUAGUCAUUUUAUGUGAAUCACAUUAAAAAUUACAUUUUCCUUGUACAUAAUGAAGCUUAUAUCUUUUUUGUCUCUGCUCGAUUGAUCCUCAUUAUGUUUGUUUGCGUUCCUGCCAACAGCAUUAAUGGAUAUCAAAUGGGACAAGAAACUAAAUGAAUAACUGUUUAGUUCUAUUGCAAUAAGUGUGAUGCUGAUGGAGAUAAUGUACGCUUUGUUUGUAACAAAUUACAGUUUUAAAGGGACUUAUUUUAAGUUUUGUCAAUUCAAAACUUUAACUAUAAGUUAGAGUGUUAUAGGUAUUUUAAAAGAUUUUUUACUAUUUAUUUAUAUCUUCGAUGUUUUUAAUUUGAAAUGUCUCAAACGAACUUUUUUAAUGAGCAUAGUGCUUUAAAUUACUAAUUUAAGUGAUUUCUUGCAAUAGUUUACUAUAAAAUAAACGCCCUUAUAUCGGU